AUGAGAUAUCAUGCCAAUGUAAAGAAAAGAUGGUGCAAUGGCAUCUGCCAGGUGGUAACCGGAGUAAAACGUAAACAAAAAGGCUCAGGGUAUUGUGCAAAAAGAGAUCAGAUGACAAAAACGCCAUAA
Penicillium digitatum Pd1 is the source of this 129-nucleotide messenger RNA. Lineage: Eukaryota; Fungi; Ascomycota; Eurotiomycetes; Eurotiales; Aspergillaceae. The record is from RefSeq and is a predicted model, not a curated record.